Dentiscutata erythropus is the source of this 720-nucleotide messenger RNA. The record is from the annotation of a GenBank genome assembly. Lineage: Eukaryota; Fungi; Glomeromycota; Glomeromycetes; Diversisporales; Gigasporaceae.
AUGGCACCGAAGCGACGACCAAUAACUGGAUUCCCAAGCUCAAAAAUGCAUAACAAACCUAAAAAAAAAACAAGUGUUAAUAACUCAUUCACAAAUAUACGCUUUACAGCUCCCAGGAAAGCUCAAGACGCCCUAACAAAUUUAGAAAAAGAACAAGCGUUAGUAACUCUCAUUUACAGACCAAAAAGCAAGGACCACGAAGAAAUGAAACCAUACACUCUGAAUUCGCAAGAAUAUGUUUCACACCAAAAAAAUGAAGAAAUUAAACCAUACGCCCUGAAUUUACAAGACAUACGCUUCACAAUCCCAGGAAAGCUCAAAGAUGCCCUAACAAACCUAACAUACACAAGUAAAAAAGUAAAAAAAAUAAGAUAUAAGACUAUACGUCCAAAUUCGCAAAAUAUAUGCUUCACAGUUUCCAGGAAAGCCCAAAGACAUCCUAGCAAACCUAGAAAAAAGAAAAACAAGCGUUUAGUAACGUAUUUACAAUCCAAAAAACAAGAACAACGAAAAAUGAAACCAUACUUUCCAGAUUCGCAAGACAUACACUUUCCAGUUCUCAAGAAAGCUCAAAAACGCCUAACAGACCUAGAAAAAAGAACAAGCGUUAGUAACUUAUUCAUAAGUCAAAAGCAAGAACAACGAAGAAAUGAAACUAUAUGCCCUGAAUUUGCGAGACAUACACUUCAAAGUUCCCAGAAAAACUCAAAGACGCUCUAA